This is a messenger RNA of Naegleria fowleri, 429 nucleotides long. RefSeq lists its product as uncharacterized. Lineage: Eukaryota; Heterolobosea; Eutetramitea; Acrasida; Naegleriidae. The transcript has a single exon. The record is from RefSeq and is a predicted model, not a curated record. Bases 1 to 429 code for a protein of 142 amino acids.
AUGCGUUCAGACUUUGAUUUUCCUAUAGAAAAGCCAAAAUUAUUAAGACCCUCUGUUAAUGUUGUCCGUCAAAAAGAAUAUGCAGAGGAAAAAAGAAAAGCUCAAUGUAUCCUUAUUGCUAAAAUGUUGACAAUGAGUGACACUGAAUUAAUGACACUAUCAAAUCGUGAAAUUCUAGAAUAUUCACAUAAUUCUAAUCCAGUACAAGUCGGUGAUGAAGGAUCAGAAAGCGGCUCGGAUAAUGAACUUCCAAGAAAUCUACAAGAAAGUGAUUCUGAUAACGAAGGAUCUGAGAGCAGUUCUGAUAAUGAAAGAUCCAAUUCGCAAGCCUCAAGAUCAAGAUCAAAAAGCGAUUCGGAUAGUGAAGGAUCAGAAAGCAGUUCUGAUAAUGAAGAAAGAUUGAUAUCACCAAGAAAGACACAAAUGUGA